UAAGGGUAACGACAUCACUAAGCAACAGCCUCGUUGUCUUCAACAACCGGGAUACGGACUUUGCAAAAAUGAAGGAAAUUUUCACUCAGGAUGACUUUGACGACCUGUUGAAGAGCGCCGGGCAAAAGCUAGUCAUCAUUGACUUCUGGGCCACGUGGUGUGGACCAUGUAAAGUUAUUGGACCUGUUUUCAAGAAAUUAGCCAGCGAUCCAGAAUAUGAGCCGGACGUGGUCUUUGCUUCUGUAGACGUGGAUGAAGCCAAUGAGCUCGCUGAAGAAAUAGGGAUUGAGUGCAUGCCUACCAUUAUGUUCUUCAAGGAUGGAGAAAAGGUGGAUGAAAUGGCUGGAGCCAACAAAGCCAAACUCGUGGAAAAGAUAGAGGAACUCCGAAAGAAAUGAUAUACUGUACAAAGAAGGUUUUAAGGAAGUCCCAACCUUGAUGUGCUAGUUGAACUAAAAAUACCCAUAGUAUAUUGACCUCGAUUGUCCCCUCAGUUACAUGUAUAAACCCGGAUGUCGAUAUCGUACAUAAGAGUAUUUGAGACCACGGUGUCUGGUAACUUCAUGUCAAAAUAGCAGUGUAUUGUAAAACUAAUGUUGGUACCAUUUUUUUCUUAAAAUACUCAAUACAUAUUGAAAAUGUUUUUAAAAAAACCCCAGAAAGAAUAAAUUUAAACCAACUCCUUAUGUUUCAUCAACAAUUUUUCAUAUAUGAAAUCUCCCUCAUAAAAGCAUGUGGAUGGUGGGCUUGAGGAGAUGGUUGGUUUUAGUUGUAUAGUUUAAAAAUUCGUUUAGGGAAUAACAAUUUUCUCAUUUGUUAUUUUCGGUUAUUAGUGCGAUUUAACGGUCGGGAAUUGAGUUUUACCGAUAACGCAUUAGCGAUAUAGUUCUGGGGUACAAGUCUAAAAUAUAUACAGGAAAACAAAAGGUAUGAGACAAAAACACUUAGCUUUUUGAAUUCAUUAUUCAAGAACAAAUGUUGUGUCUACAUAGGCUAUAUAUAAUUAGAAAACAAUAUUGUAACCUUUGUUUCAAAGUUGGGAAAUAAAUAGGGUUGAACUUA
Messenger RNA from Ostrea edulis (European flat oyster), 1062 nucleotides. Its product is annotated as thioredoxin-like. The coding region runs from base 69 to 398 and encodes 109 amino acids. The record is from RefSeq and is a predicted model, not a curated record. The transcript has 5 exons. NCBI's taxonomy places the organism in Eukaryota, Metazoa, Mollusca, Bivalvia, Ostreida, Ostreidae. Gene Ontology annotation, molecular function: protein-disulfide reductase activity.